Scophthalmus maximus (turbot) is the source of this 2561-nucleotide messenger RNA. RefSeq names its product 4-hydroxyphenylpyruvate dioxygenase-like (gene hpdl). Gene Ontology annotation, biological process: aromatic amino acid metabolic process. The transcript has 5 exons. Lineage: Eukaryota; Metazoa; Chordata; Actinopteri; Pleuronectiformes; Scophthalmidae. Gene Ontology annotation, molecular function: 4-hydroxyphenylpyruvate dioxygenase activity. The record is from RefSeq and is a predicted model, not a curated record. The coding region runs from base 30 to 1385 and encodes 451 amino acids.
UCCUGUCAAAACGUCACAUCCAAAAAAACAUGGCAGCCCACUUGAGCCGGCUACACCACAUCUCGCUCCACGUUUCCAACGCGGAGAAAAUAGCCAAUGACCUUGUGUCCAAAUUCAAGUUCCGCCUGUUCGCCAGCAGGCACGCGGGCUGCUCCAGGCAGCUGGCGUUCAGGAAAGGCGCGGCGGUGUUCGUGGUGAACGAGAGACGGAACCGGAGCGGGGACACGCGGACUUUGAAUGGGGAACCGCCGAGCAUCGCACGCAGACCGGACGCGCAGCGGGUCCAGGUGUUGGGGGGCGCGCGCGACCAGGGCGACCCGGCGCGGUGCCUGUACGAUGUCAGCGCGCACUUCCCGGUGGACACGGUGAGCAACGUGUGUUUCGAGGUGGACGACGUGGAGAGGUCGUUCAGCGCCCUCCGCCGCCUGGGCUGCAGCUUCCUGGUGCCGCCCACCACCGUGCAGGACGAGGGAGGCCUCGUCACCUACUCCGUGGUCAAGUCCGUGGUGGGCAACGUGUGCCACACGCUCCUGGACAGGACCAGGUACGAGGGCCUCUUCCUGCCCGGGUUCGACGUCCUCGAUCGGGACUGCAGCCGGGGGGACGAGGACGAGGACACGUCUUGUCCAAUCACACACUUCGAUCACAUCACCUACGCCUGUCCCAGGAAAACCACCCACCAGGUCAUGCGGUGGUACGAGCAGCUCUUUGGGUUCCAACGGUUUUUCAUUGACAGCGAAGAAGACGUCGAUGAAGGUUUUGUCAUAAACCAGGAGGGCAUGGGACUACGCCUCACCGCCAUGGAGUACUGGAAGUGCAGCAAAGCGGGCAUCGUCCUUCCCUCCACGGACAAAAAGGAGACCGACUGCAAGUUUGUCAUCGCCGAAUCACUGCCUGAACAAGGCAGGAACCAGGUGGACUCCUUCCUGGAGCAGCACGGCGCCCCGGGGAUCCAGCACAUCGGGCUGUACACGGAAAAUAUUGUCUCUUCUGCACAUGCGAUGGCCGGAGCUGGCGUGCAGUUUUUCUCCCCUCCUGCCGCCUACUACACUGAGGUGGGAAAACAGCAGGAGAUGGAGCGUGCAGGACACAAGCCCCAGAUCCUGGCACAAUACGGCAUUCUCCUGGACACGGACCUGCACCAGGAUCGCUCGCCACCGACCGCAUCCAGUGAAAACAGAAGAUACCUUCUGCAGGUUUUCACCAAGCCCAUCUUCGCCGAGGACACCUUCUUCCUCGAGCUGAUAGAGCGAAGGGGGGCGACGGGGUUUGGCGAGGGAAACAUCAGGGCGCUGUGGAGGUCGGUGCAGGCCUACAUGGAGAACGAGCGGAGGGAUUCUCAAGAAGAGGGAUCCACAAAAAGUGUUCACACUGCUCAGGUUUAGUCACUCCGAACAUUUUUAGCUGUGGUUAUUUUGUUUCAUGUCGUUUUGUGUAUCGGUAUGAGAGCACAUAGAAAAAAGAAAGGAAUAUAUUUAUGCAGUAGUUUUCUACAAUUGUUUCUUUAUUUCAGUAUAUGAACUCACUGAUUACUGUUGCGCUGCUAACAAAGAACCAAUUACAAUGUGUUCAUAUCGACCUUGAACAUAGGGUUCGAUAAAGGAUGUUGCAUAUUCUACUUUCAACGCUACAAACACAAAUACACUUGCUGUAGCGGCAAAAAAAUGUCUUUGUUUUCAAUGUCAAAGCCGAGGCGACUGACGUCUUCAGACUUCGUAAGUCAUCUAAGCUAAACAUCGGCAGUUGUGUUCGCACUUUCCUUGCGUAUUUCUAUUUUACGCUCCUUUGUACUUUUCCUCCGUUACACUGGAGAAGAAACUACUGUACGUUUUCCUCCUUAUAAUAGCUAAUUUGCCUUGCAGAUUCUGACUUUUACAACCUUUAUAAGCUUGAUAAAUUAACAUACCCAACAGACAGUAAGGUAUCAGGUAUGUGAAUGUGCCACUCAUAGGGGCAAUUUUUGCAUAUGUUAACAUAUGUUAAGUACGUUUGGGUGAUAAUACAUACUGUUGCCUAUAUUGAAUUUUGUGAUAAGAGUACGCUCAGGUAAAAGAUCUCAACACAUCCUCCGUAAUGGUUGAUGCCUUAUUAUAGAUGAACUUACAUAAUGAAAGUAGAGUUAACUCUAGCUCAAGCUACUAAAAUAUUAAUAUAAUGAUAUACUUUGUAUAUAGUAAUAUAAUAAGAUACCUUGAAAAUGGGUUUUGUUUUUAGUGCAUGAACAGUUACAGGAAGAACAGCUGCCCCUCUUCCAGUUGCUGUGGAGGUUCUAGUGAUGUGCAUGCUUUGGUAAAAUAACACGGUUUUACAGCCUCUUCGGAGGGAUCUCCAAUCCAAGAGAGAUGUGCCAGUUCAAUUAACUUGGCCAUAAACAUUAUAGGCGUCGAUUAGUGGAAUGAACGAGAAGCAGUGAAAUAGCGAUGGCGUUCUAUGAAAGCCAUAUGGUCUUUUUGUGUCGUGACUGAUGUUACAGUAUCCCAUCAAGAAACAUUGGGAAAAUAUUUUCAACCACAAGCUUAAAAAAAAAUCAAUUUGUAAAUACAUGUACUUCUGCAUUUUGA